This is a messenger RNA of Ixodes scapularis (black-legged tick), 1458 nucleotides long. Its product is annotated as sulfotransferase ssu-1. Bases 213 to 1064 code for a protein of 283 amino acids. Gene Ontology annotation, cellular component: cytoplasm. Gene Ontology annotation, biological process: sulfation. The record is from RefSeq and is a predicted model, not a curated record. The transcript has 2 exons. Lineage: Eukaryota; Metazoa; Arthropoda; Arachnida; Ixodida; Ixodidae. Gene Ontology annotation, molecular function: sulfotransferase activity.
GUUUUCGUUUUGACUUCACGACGUUUCCGUUUCGCUCUUGUUUCUUCGGAGAAGUUGCCUUGGCGUCAUAACGCGAAGCUGACCGGCUCAGAUUGUUCAUUGACCUCAGAGAGUUCUGUGCAGAGAAGCGAGCGUGAUCAGCGUAUAUAAAAGUCGCCUUGAAGAUUUGCACCCGUUCAUCUUGGAAGAAAGCUCCAAAUUUUCCAAGCACCAUGAAAGACAGGGACCGUCCUUUCUACCAGAUCAUCGAUGGGCACCGCCUUCCUGGCCCCUUCAGUGAAGAUGUUUACCGUAGCGGUCUGCUGUACAAGCCGGAAGAAGGUGACAUCGUCUUGGACACCUUCCCCAAGUGCGGAACUCACUGGGUGGUGGAGAUUCUGAAGGCAUCCUACCAGGUCUGCAAGGGGAUUACCCCAGGAUCAGUUUUUCUGGAGAAGUUUGGUCUGAAUGGAAUCCUGACAACCGACCGUCCAAGAAUGAUCUUCACUCACUUGCCUCAGAAUAUGGUACCGUUCUCACCAUGUGCAAAGUAUAUCUACGUGGCAAGAAAUCCUAAGGACUGUUGUGUGUCUUUCUACCACCACACGAAGAACAUUCCUGCGUACGGUUUCCAGGACGGAACAUUCGACGAGUAUUUUGAAAUAUUCGUGGAUGGUCUCACAGAUUUCGGAAACUAUUACCACAGUGUUCGGUCGUGGUACGCUAAGAAAGACGAGCCCUAUGUACUCAUUGUGACGUACGAGUCGCUACAUGCUGAUAUUCGGGGAUCGGUGCUUAAGAUUGCCGGCUUUGUUGACCAAACGUUGGCUUCGGAACUUGCAACAGACGAGAGGAAGAUGCAAGCUGUCCUGGAAAAGAUCAACGUGGACAACAUGAAAAAGGAGUGGCCGAUUCAGUUUGUUCGGAAAGGCGUCGUGGGAGAGUGGAAGAACUACUUCUCAGAGGAACAGUCUCGGAGGUUAGAGGCCAGGUUCUUUCGUGAAAUGGAAGGAACGACAGUGCCUACACUCUGGGAAGAUGUCGACUGGCUGCGUGACUCGACUAAGCAAAUUGGAGCUCCCUGAUAAAUAGUCAACGACGCUUUAGAUUCCUUCGCUGGAGAGCAUUUAGGCAACACGCCAGAAGUGUAGCAUACAAAGUUUGUUUUUAAUCCUUACCUUCAAUCUUAAACGGUAUUACGCGCUUUGUUUACCUGUCGGAGGUCACAACUGUUUAACUUGCUUUUAAAAUAUACUUUAGCAUACCCCAAACUUUAAGAGUUUUAUGUUUUGCCUGGUUGGCUUAUCUAACUUGUGAUCGGUUGCUUGCCUUGCUUUCUAAUACUCGUAAUUGUAACCACAGAAUAUUUACUACUCAUAUUUUGUUUUACAUUAAACCGAACAAUACCAUCGUUAUAAGCAAAACUACAUUAAUUUGUGAUGGUGUGUAUUUUUUGAUUUGUUAAUAAAGUGUUGAUGA